AUGGCAGAAAUAGAAACACUUAUCGAAAUGGGGUUUUCCAAAGAGAGAGCAGAAAAGGCUUUGGCGGUUACGAAUUAUAAAGGUGUAGAGCCUGCUAUGGAAUGGCUCUUGGCACACGCCGAUGAUCCUGCAAUUGAUGCAGGACAUACAAUAGGAUCUUCAUCGAGUGCAGAACCUACUUCGGCUCCAGCCGCAGCACCGGAAUCGUCCUCAUCAACGCAAGAAAAAGCUGAAGAUGAAGCUGCCGAAGUAAAGUCUUUUAAGUGUGAUGAGUGUGGAAAGUUGCUAAAAAAUCAAGAUGAGAUGGAGUACCAUGCGGCCAAAACAGAUCACAAAAGCUUUUCUGAGUCUACAGAAGAGAAAAAACCAUUGACUGAAGAAGAAAAACAAGCUCAAUUGGCAUUACUUGAAGAAAGAAUGAAACAGAAACGAAAAGAACGGGAGGAAAGAGAAAAGGCUGAAGCGUUAGAACGCGAACGUGUACGUAUAAAGUCUGGCAAAGAAAUGCAAGACGCCCGACUGCGGCUACAGGAACAAGAGAUGCAGAAAUUAGUAGAACAGCGGCGCAGAGAAAAGGUAGAAGAUAUGAUGGCAAGGAAUAGGGUGCGGGCACAAAUAGAAGCGGACAAGCAAGCUAGAAAGCUAGCGGCAGGAGGACAGCCACCAGCAGCAGCGGCACCGGCCCCGGCGCCACCACCGAUCACAAAUAACCCCGGGCCCAAGGUCACAUAUGAACAAGCCAGGAUUCAGAUCAGAUUGCCUGAUGGCAAAACCCUGUCACACACAUUUGCAGCUAAAGAGCAGCUUGCUGCUGUCAGAUUGUACCUGCAAAUUAACGCACAGGAGUUUGCGGAAGAGGACGGCUUCAAGCUGAUGACGACAUUUCCAAAGAAGAUAUUUACUACAGAGGAUUACGACAAACCGCUGGAUUUAUUAGGUCUGGUGCCGUCAGCUGUAAUCAUAGUCUCGCGAGGCAAAUAA
Molecule: messenger RNA, 981 nt
Organism: Arctia plantaginis
Lineage: Eukaryota; Metazoa; Arthropoda; Insecta; Lepidoptera; Erebidae
Source: the annotation of a GenBank genome assembly